UGACGCCACAUGUGCUGCUAGCCCUGUUUUUCUCGCUGUUGACAAGCACAAUACUAUUUAGUACCAUUUUUUUCAUGCCAUAUUUGCUCUCUUCUCUCUUUGUACUAACUUGGACAUGUCAGUGUCACUGCCCUUCUUCUUGUUAAAAACUGUGCCACAACCUCUGUCACCAAACUCCUCAAGCUGAAGCUAGCACAUGUUCAGAGGCAGUUUUGUUUCAUCAGUCUGUAGUUAGCAUCUAUUUUUAUAGCUUCUAUUCAACAAGUUGCAAAAAAACAGCCUUUGCCUUAACCAAAAGAAAAACUCUUUUUUACCUUAACUCAGACAACUGGUUUGGUGAACCAUGAAGAACAGUAUUCCUGGUUUGGAUUUUGAGAGUGAUGCAUGUCUCACCAACCAAAGAAAGCUCAUAGGGCCGGACCAAGAACUUGUAGAGCUCCUAUGGCAAAAUGGGCAAGUAGUGAGGCACAACCAAACACAUAGGAAGCCACUUGGGAAUUCAUCUAACUUGAGACAGGCGCAGAAAACUGAUCAUUCAACAUUAAGGUCUAGUGGUCCCUAUGGAAACUCAAGCAACUUGGAUCAAGAAGAGGCCACCCCAUGGAUCCAAUUCCCACUUGAGGACCCAUUGGAACAAGACUUUUGUUCAAACCUUUUAUCUGAACUACCACCAACUUGUGAAUUUGAAUCUUACAAGCCAAUCAAGCAAUUGGAAGAGGACAAGUUUACCAAUUUUUUUGCUUCUAGUACCCCCCAUCAUCCUACUACUUCAAGUUCAAAACCACUACCACCUAACAUGACAUCCUCAUGGGUUCAACGAAUCCAAGGGAAUCCUAAUCCCAUGCCUGCUCCAAGAUUUCAUGUUCCUGAUUCAUCCCAGAAAGACAAUGACUUAGGUGCAUCACGAAAGGUUCUAAAUUUUCCUCACUUUUCAACACCCCGUAAUAAUGUUUCUUCAGCACCUGGUAGUACACAGUUUAGGGAAAAAACUACUGCUAACUUGUCACAAAGUGAGGCUAGAGAGGACUCAGUGAUCACAGUUGGUUCAAGUCACUGUGGCAGCAGUCGUAUCCCUCAGGAGCAAGAUGUAAGCAGGGUUUCAAGCAGUGGUGUUUGGGCUACUAAUAAUAAUAAUAGUUUAUCUGCUGAGCCUGAAGCUGUCAGAGAUUGUGUCCAGAGACCAAUUUGUCCUAGGAGUGACAAAGGAAAAUCAGAGAUGAUUGAACCAACUGUGACUUCAUCUUCUGGUGGCUCAGGCAGUACCGGUAUUGGAAGAACUUGUUCCCUAUCAACAAGAGAUCAUGGCCAAAAGAGAAAAGGGACAGAAGAAGAAGCAUCUGAGGAACAAAGUGAGGCCACAGAACUUAAAUCAGCUGAUGGAAACAAGGCUUCUCAGCGGACGGGGUCUUCCAAAAGGAACCGUGCAGCUGAAGUGCAUAAUCAAUCAGAAAGGAGAAGAAGAGAUAGGAUCAACGAGAAGAUGAGGACAUUGCAGCAACUGAUACCUAACAGUAACAAGACAGAUAAAGCAUCAAUGUUAGAAGAGGCAAUCGAAUACUUGAAAUCGCUUCAGUUUCAGCUUCAGGUAAUGUGGAUGGGGUCUGGCAUGACACCAGUGAUGUUCCCAGGAAUUCAGCACUAUAUGUCACAAAUGGGUAUGGGAAUGGGUGCACCUUCCUUGCCUUCCAUUUACAACCCGAUGCAAUUGCCAAAAGUGCCACAUGAUCAAGCCAUGUCUGUGCCUCAGAUGCCAAACCAGAAUUUAAUGUGCCAAAAUCAAGUUUUGGGUGCCUUUAAUUACCAAAACCACAUGCAAAACCCUUGCCUUCCAGAACAAUAUGCACCUUACAUGGGUUACCAUUUUAUGCGAAGUGCCUCUCAGCCUAUGAAUGUGUUCAGAUAUGGUUCCCAAGCAGUGCAACAUAGUCAAACAAUGAUUGCACCAGGCAAUAAUAGCAGCGGACCCAUGAGUGGAACAGCUAAUAUUGAUGAUGCUGUUAGUGGCAAAGCAGGUUCUUCCACCUUUAACUGAAUAGUGUGGAUAGCAAUACCUUAAAAUUACCCAAUUGAGGGAAUUAGCUAAUGGAGGACGUCAAUCCCACAAGUUCCAAUUUUAUGUAGUUUGGAGUUCCUGCUAUUUAUAUCCAAUUUAAAGUUUGUUGUUUAACAUAUCAGGCAAGUCCUUGAUUGUGGGUCAGGCAUGUAAUCAGCUCCUAUAUGGAACCCAUCAGGUUCAGGCAUUUCAUGUAUUGUUUAUAUGAGUUAAUAACGUGCUAAUUUGUACUUCUAUCUGAACUUACGAUAACAGUUAUUAUAUUUUACUAUCAAUACCAUAGACUAGGGAAUUAAAGCUUCAAA
Glycine soja is the source of this 2358-nucleotide messenger RNA. Its product is annotated as transcription factor PIF5-like. Gene Ontology annotation, biological process: regulation of DNA-templated transcription. Lineage: Eukaryota; Viridiplantae; Streptophyta; Magnoliopsida; Fabales; Fabaceae. The transcript has 9 exons. Gene Ontology annotation, molecular function: DNA-binding transcription factor activity; protein dimerization activity. Bases 344 to 2032 code for a protein of 562 amino acids. The record is from RefSeq and is a predicted model, not a curated record.